This is a messenger RNA of Boleophthalmus pectinirostris (great blue-spotted mudskipper), 3241 nucleotides long. Its product is annotated as integrin-linked protein kinase. The coding region runs from base 286 to 1644 and encodes 452 amino acids. The transcript has 13 exons. The record is from RefSeq and is a predicted model, not a curated record. NCBI's taxonomy places the organism in Eukaryota, Metazoa, Chordata, Actinopteri, Gobiiformes, Gobiidae. Gene Ontology annotation, molecular function: protein kinase activity; ATP binding; protein binding. Gene Ontology annotation, biological process: integrin-mediated signaling pathway; protein phosphorylation; cell-matrix adhesion. Gene Ontology annotation, cellular component: stress fiber; focal adhesion.
CCCCCGUCCCUCCCCGCCCCGUGUGCGUUCUGCUCCGGACUGCUUUCCUCUGGACAGCGACCAGCGAGGGUGUGGACGGAGCUCAGUCCUCAGGACCCCCUAGAAACACACUCUGCUCCUGGUGCCCUCUGUGACUGACCCGUGCAGCGUUUGUGAGGAUUAUGCGCGUGGAAGUGAGUCAUGACCAGAUGAGGAGCUGAUGUGGACUGGUUUUAAUUUUGCCCUCACGCCCAAAACACCUUGUACCUGUUAGAGAGGAGGACAGAGGAGGACAGAGGAGGGGACAUGGACGACAUCUUCACACAGUGUCGAGAGGGGAACGCUGUGGCUGUGCGCCUGUGGUUGGACAACACAGAGAAUGACCUCAACCAGGGAGAUGACCACGGCUUCAGCCCCUUACACUGGGCGUGCAGGGAGGGCCGCUCCAGUGUGGUGGACAUGCUCAUCAUGAGAGGAGCACGCAUCAAUGUCAUGAACAGAGGAGAUGAUACACCCCUGCACCUGGCAGCCAGCCACGGGCAUCGCGACAUCGUGGGCAAGCUGAUCCAGUGCAAAGCAGACACCAACGCAGCCAACGAGCACGGCAACACAGCCCUGCACUAUGCCUGCUUCUGGGGACAGGACCAGGUGGCCGAGGACCUUGUGACAAAUGGAGCCCAGGUGAGCAUCUGUAACAAAUAUGGGGAAACUCCACUGGACAAGGCCAAGCCCCACCUACGCCAGCUCCUCACAGAUAAGGCAGAGAAGCUGGGCCAGAGCAUGGCAAAGAUCCCCUUUAAAGACACAUUCUGGAAGGGCACGACCAGGACCCGGCCACGUAAUGGCACGCUAAACAAACAUGCCGGUGUGGACUACAAACAGCUCUCACUUUUGGCCAAAAUCAAUGAAAACCAGUCUGGAGAGCUGUGGCAGGGCCGCUGGCAGGGCAAUGAGAUCGUAGUCAAAGUUUUUAAAGUUCGAGACUGGACAACGCGGAAAAGCCGAGACUUUAAUGAGGAGUAUCCCAAACUCAGGAUAUUCUCCCACCCAAAUGUGCUGCCCAUGCUGGGAGCAUGCCAGUCUCCCCCUGCCCCUCACCCCAUCAUCAUCACCCACUGGAUGCCCUACGGCUCCCUGUACAACGUGCUGCACGAGGGCACCAACUUUGUGGUGGACCAGACACAAGCCGUUAAGUUUGCUCUGGACAUCGCCUGUGGAAUGGCCUUCUUACACACACUUGAACCCAUGAUCCCACGGCACUAUCUCAACAGCAAAAGCGUUAUGGUCGAUGAGGACAUGACCGCUAGGAUCAGCAUGGCAGACGUCAAGUUCUCCUUCCAGUGCCCCGGCCGCAUGUACUCCCCCGCCUGGGUGGCCCCUGAGGCCCUCCAGAAGAAACCAGAGGAGAUAAACCGGCGCUCCGCAGACAUGUGGAGUUUUGCCAUCCUGCUGUGGGAGCUGGUGACCCGAGAGGUGCCCUUCGCUGAUCUGUCCAACAUGGAGAUAGGCAUGAAGGUUGCCCUGGAGGGCUUGAGGCCCACCAUUCCGCCUGGCAUCUCCCCACACAUCUGCAAGCUCAUGAAGAUCUGCAUGAAUGAGGACCCAGCCAAGCGGCCCAAGUUUGACAUGAUCGUGCCCAUCCUGGAGAAGAUGCAGGACAAGUGACCCCUCCCUCUCCCCCCUGAACACUCACUGGAACCCGUGCCCUCUCCCGCUCCCCUCGGACUCACUGUGAUGGUGCUGUGGUGCCUUAAACUGUAGCUUCAAGCCCUGAGUCAAUCCAGCAGAACUUUUCUAUACCUUUGGGUGUUCAAUGUUAUGUGAUAAAAUUGCUUCAAAAAUCACAAGAACAUGUUGAUACUUUGCAGUGACAUCAUGCUGUGGGGGACUACAUGUAUGUCUGUGGUGGAAUGUUCAACAGUCACCAUGCACUGUUUUUAGGUUCACUGUGUAACUUUUUUGAUCUCCAUGGAGAUGUUAUUGCUUUGCCUGAAAUGCUUCACAGUAUUAACCUUGCACAGCGAGAUCGAUUCUUGCAAUAUUUGUGAGUUCACAAGUGCUUUGACCAAUCAGAUUCAAGUGGUCACCAUGACACUCCAUGUUUUCCUGAUCUUUCAGCGAGAGCCGCAACAAACACUGUGGCAUUUUUGGCAAAGCAAUAAUGUUUUCAUCAGUUGCAGGUGAUGAAUCCUCCACAUGAAAAGUUCCACAGCGUACCUUUAAACAGCCCCUUUUCAGGAGCCUGGGAUCAGUCCGAGUGUUCAUGGUCCUGUUUAGGUGAGAGUGACUCAAACUGUUGACUUAAAGAGUAUAAGUAAGCUCACCUGUUAGUUUCAGUGACCUAUUUAUGGUCAGAUUGUGUUAAAACAAAACUCCGAUUAAAGAAAAAGAGAUUCAGACAGAGCAGUACCUCUAGUUAGCGUCAUCCCUGCAGGGAAUUUUGAUGACAAUAACUGCAAAGUAUCAAUUACGGUUCUUGAGUGUAAAGCAGUGGAGCAUGUCUGCUUGCUGUACUGCUCAUUUGUCUGUGGGGAAAGUAUUGAAUGUUGAAUGCCUUAAGAUACUGUAUGCAAGUACGGCAGCCUGAAACAUGCCUCAAAUCCAGCUUCAAGGAGCACUGUGUAGCUUUUCUGGUGGGGGUUUGCUGCCUGCUCGUCUCCCUGGGGAUGUGAUUGCUUUGCCUGGAAUUUUCAACUGUUUUUAAGUUGUCCAUCUUUGUUUAUUAUUAUUGCUCAAAACUACACUGAACAUAUGUCUUCUAGUGAACAGGUCUUCUCCUCAGAUACAGAACAUGUUUGUUACCUUCUAUAGUUUUGCAAAUGCUGCUGAAAUGCCCCGAUGACGUUGGCUUGUGGGCGGAGCAUUGGACAGAAUCCUACUGCUCACUGUAUGGAAGGUUCAAGUACGGCCCAAGAGAGAUCGCAGGAUUAUUGAAACAUGCAGGGAUAACCUCUAAAACCUUUUUAAGUGUGAUCUCUCUUUAAUGCCAUACUGUGGAACAUUCCAAUUAAUGAAAUAUGUCUAUAGUGACAAUCGGGGGUGCUUCCAGCAGAAAACUUAACCAGUGCACUUUUAAAUUCUUUUAAAGUAAAAAUGUCAUCAGAUUUUUGCAUGUAUAGAGACUCCAUUCAGCUCGUAUGACUCCAACUCCCUGUUCUGUUGUCUUCAUCUGUACCUCCACCAGCUUUGUGCAAAAUCAAGAAUGUCUAAAAAGAUCAUAAAUGUACGUAUUUAUAAGGCGAUUAAAGUGAAAACUACUACA